This is a messenger RNA of Linum trigynum, 3009 nucleotides long. The record is from the annotation of a GenBank genome assembly. Lineage: Eukaryota; Viridiplantae; Streptophyta; Magnoliopsida; Malpighiales; Linaceae.
UUAUAAACAAUACAAUGACAAAAUUAAUAAGAAAAUAGCAUUACUCGUCUAUAAAAUAUUUUUCAACCAACAUAAUAAUACUUCGUUAAAGAGGCAGCAUGAAUAAAUACAAUGACAUAUACAUUAUGUUCAUUAAUAUCGUGGCUUUGAAGCAUGGUCCAUGAAACCGUACCGGAAAAGUAAGCUGUAGGGUAUUUUAUGGCAAAACCGUGGUUUAACCAUAGUUCAACCGUUAGUACCGUUAAAUACCGCCUAUCGGUUUAGCCUCCGAUACUGGUAUUUUGUGGUUGAACCGCCGGUAUGGUUUAAUGGACCAUGCUUUGAAGUAGAGUGAAUAUGAGGAUUCCUUGGGAUAAUAUAGUGUAUUUGAAAGAAGAUAUAGGUCUAGUUGGCUGACAAAUUUAGUUUGGAAUUGAACUGUUCUGGAAAUGAGGAAGGGAUAUGUGGAUGCUCAUACUCUAGAAUGUGUUUUCCAGCGAGGAAAAUCUUGUGUUUGAACUUAAUGAAUGUACCUUUGACUUUUUGAAUAACGACAAUAACACAGUUCACUCAUUUCCGAAUAAUGUUCGAACGAGGAUGUUUGAUGUUUUUGAUGGUUCAGUGGGAACAAGCUAAGUUACGUUACUCUACUCCUAUGGAGGUUCAGUGAGAGCUCCGAAAAACUAAAAGGUACUAAGUUGCAGAGAAAAGAUAAAUUUUGACAUUGUGCAUCAAAUGUUUGGUUGUGGAACCCUUUUUCCAUCUUCGUUUCUCCUAUUUAUAGCCAUCUGAGCGUAACUGCCCUGGUAACCGCUAGCUAGCCUGUUGCUCCAACCGCCUUAGGGGCCGCUUGUCGCUGCCUUGGUGACUAGUUGGUAACCGUCACCUUGGGGGCCCUUGUCCCGUCUUGGGGCUGGUUGGUACUUGAUGGUCUCGAUGUUGGGCCGGGUUGGUGUUGAGCCUUGUCGCCCUGUCAUGACUGGAUGGGGUUGAGGCUCUUUGCCUUAGCUUCAAUGAUGAAGUCUUGAUCACAACCUCGACUGCUUGAUGACUCCUCACUCUUGCCAUCUUGAGACCGCUACCACCUCUGAUACCAAAUCCUCCUCAUUGACUUGUUGGUUGUUACCCAACCGUCUCAUCGGCUUGAUACCUUCAAGCAUGCCACCAAGCCCAUGUAAUCAACUUGACACCCCUGAUACCAAGCCAGCCUUGGCGACUUGGUCUCCAUAUUUAGUUUUUGUAGCCUCGUCAAGUUGGUAAGUUGCACCACGCCGGUUUGGUACCCCGUUAGGAUGCUACCAAGCCCGUCUUGGGACUUCGUCUCCAUAUGGCCCCCUAAGGGGUUUAUAGCAAAUCUUCAUAAAAUUUCCAUCCUUGGCUAGACCUGUCCCCAUCCCAAGAUUUCAUACUUGGUACCAAGUCUGCCUUGCCAGCCUGGUAUCCUCUUGACUGGGUGUCUUGGUACCAAGCUGUCGCUUGGUAUCCUCUUGCUAUGGGUGGUGAAUUCUUGUUAUCUAGCAAUGAAACUUUAAUGCAAGUCUAAGCUAACAAACUAACAAAGCAAGUAAACUGUUGUAUUCAGGUUAAGAGAGGUCACCCGGAUAUGGUUCCCCCUAGACUGCAGUUAAGCCGGAUUGUAAUUACCAAGUUCAGUUUCUAUGAUAGUUAUACUGCGGAAGGUUCUUAAACAGCCUGAAGUCUCGACUAAAGGUCUUCAGACCCUCUCAAUCUGAGUCUCUAGCGGGCGACAAACCUCCACCGGAGUAAACAGAUUGAGGCCUUAACAAACAAAACCUCCACUACCGGAGUAAAUCCGGUACAGAAUAGUGAGUUGGCUCCUCGACUAAAGUCACCAACUCCCUACCUUCAAUCAAGGAUGCUCUAUCAACCUAGGCAGAUAUUCUCAUUCUAGGUUAAAGCAGAAACAACAGGAAUUUGAUCAGGAUUCAUGCCAUUCAAUCAAUCAAACCUCAAUCGAAUAUAAUCAAAUCAUAGAAUCAGUACUUGGGUUCAUACAAUCAAAGUCUAACAUACAAAUCUAGGGUUCUCCAUACCCAGAUGAAUGGGAGAACUACUCCAUGGAGAAAGAAGCAAAAGUAGAAUCAGACGCGGAAUUCAUACUGUGAAGGAUGGAUUCCUGCUCCUGGACGUUGAUCGGCACUUCUCCAAACUCAAGCUGGCCUCCACUGGUGUUGAAGAUCAAUCUAGGGCACUUGGAGACUCUUGUUCGUCGCUUUCUCUCUCUAGGAAUCGUUCUCUCUCUCAAAAACUCGAAUCCCCUUCUCUUUGGCUGAAAAUCUGCUUAAAAGGGCAUCAGUGGCCAAAGCACGGUCGAGGGCACGGCCGUGUAAUGCCUCAGCCCGCCCGUGCUUUGGCUAGGGUUAAUUACACUAGGAGAAACACGGCCGUGCUUUUGGGAGGACACGGCCGUGCUUUGGUGAAGCACGCCCGUGUUCUAUCUCAGCCCUGCCCGUGUUUUGGCCAAUGUUUGCCAAACUCGAAUUAGCUCUCGGCAGUAAAAGCAUGGUCUCAGAACACGGCCGUGUAAUGGUUUAGGUGUGCCCGUGUUUUGGCUCAGCUUCACCGAAAUGACUUCCGAAUGCCCCGAAACUCGUGCUUAGCCUUCCCUUUUACACCUGGGACCUGAAACAUGACAAAAUAGCACAACCCGGCAUAAAAUAGGCCAAAAACACACGACUAUGCCCCUCAAACAGAUAAGAACUAGGGGCGCAAAUACGUGCAAUUACAUCGUUAUCAAAUUCCCCCACACUUAACCGUUUGCUUGUCCCCAAGCAAACCUAACUCAAACCAAUGCAACUCUCCAGACCUCUAUAGCAACAAACAACCCAGAUCGUAGGUAGAGGACUUCCUAGGUCAUUUAGCAGCUUACGAGGUCAACCGACGCACAAGUCAUCUCAUAGCUUCUUCGGCGAGAGCACUAGUAUCGAGUCGGCAUCAUGGCAAAUAGUGAACAGAGGACAAAUGAAUUGUGGAUGAAGAGAUUCUCAAAAACAAAAGAUCAUGGACUCA